GCCGCCGGCGGUCGUGCGGCGUUCGGGAGUUCAGCUGCGGCCAGGAUCUGCGCGGGGGCCCCGGGGCCUGGGCGAGACCUCGGCCGCGACCUGCAUCCCUUGACUGUUCUACGCGCGGGUGCUCCGCCUCUCGGUCCGCCUUUUCUCCCGGGUAGCUCCACCCAAUUGGACCCGGGCUGUGGCGGCAGAGAAGAUGCCGCAGUCCGAGUCUUGGAAGACCGCGAUCCUGGGCUGUCGGCGCCUGGGAAAUUGAAAAUGAUACUUCAGCUAUGCUAGGUCUAUAAUGGGAAGUGUCACAAUUCGAUAUUUUUGUUAUGGAUGCCUUUUUACAUCUGUGACUUGGACGGCUUUGCUCUUUGUUUAUUUCAACUUCAGUGAAGUGACUCAGCCACUUAAGAAUGUGCCCAUCAAGGGGUCUGGGCCCCAUGGACCAUUCCCCAAAAAAUUCUAUCCUCGUUUUACUCGAGGUCCCAGUCGAGUAUUUGAGCCACAGUUCAAAGCAAACAAGAUUGGUGACAUGGUAGAUAAUCAAAAUGAUGAUCCAGGAAAAGACAGCAUGAAAUUCUCCCCUGAAUUGGGUAUGAUUUUUAACAAACAUGAUCAGGAGUUGAGAGACUUGGGCUAUCAGAAACAUGCCUUUAAUAUGCUUAUUAGUAACCGCUUGGGCUACCAUAGAGAUGUGCCAGAUACAAGGAAUGCACUAUGUAAAGAAAAGUCUUACCCAACUGAUCUUCCAAUUGCUAGCAUUGUUGUUUGUUUCUACAAUGAAGCCUUCUCUGCCUUGCUGCGGACAGUGCACAGUGUCAUAGAUAGGACUCCAGCACAUCUUCUUCAUGAAAUUAUCCUAGUGGAUGAUGAUAGUGAUUUUGAUGAUUUGAAAGGAGAACUAGAUGAAUAUAUCCAAAAAUAUCUCCCUGGAAAAACUAAAGUAAUAAGAAAUAUGAAGCGUGAGGGAUUGAUUCGAGGAAGAAUGAUUGGAGCAGCACACGCCACAGGAGAAGUUCUUGUAUUCCUAGAUAGCCACUGUGAAGUGAAUGAAAUGUGGUUACAGCCCUUGCUGGCCGUGAUCCAGGAAGACCGUAAAACUGUGGUGUGCCCGGUGAUUGAUAUCAUCAGUGCUGAUACGCUCACGUACAGCUCAUCUCCUAUUGUACGAGGAGGAUUCAACUGGGGACUUCACUUUAAAUGGGAUCUUGUUCCUCUUCCUGAGUUAGAAGGACCAGAAGGAGCAACUGCACCAAUAAAGUCACCUACAAUGGCUGGAGGAUUGUUUGCCAUGAACAGACAAUAUUUUAAUGAACUUGGACAGUAUGACAGUGGCAUGGAUAUUUGGGGAGGAGAAAACUUGGAAAUAUCAUUUCGGAUUUGGAUGUGUGGAGGUAAGCUCUUCAUCAUCCCUUGCUCUAGAGUAGGACACAUUUUCCGGAAAAGACGACCAUAUGGAUCUCCUGAAGGCCAGGACACCAUGACACACAACUCUUUGAGGCUGGCACAUGUCUGGCUGGAUGAAUAUAAGGAACAGUAUUUUUCCUUAAGACCUGAUCUGAAGACCAAAAACUAUGGAAAUAUUAGUGAGCGUGUUGAAUUGAGAAAGAAGUUGGGUUGUAAAUCAUUUAAAUGGUAUUUGGAUAAUAUUUACCCACAGAUGCAGAUAUCUGGCCCCAAUGCCCAACCACAGCAACCCAUUUUUAUUAAUAGAGGGCCAAAACGCCCCAAAGUCCUUCAACGUGGAAGGCUCUAUCACCUCCAGACCAACAAAUGUCUGGUGGCACAAGGCCGCCCAAAUCAGAAGGGAGGCCUUGUAGUGCUUAAGGUGUGUGACUAUGGUGACCCAAAUCAGAUCUGGGUUUAUAAUGAAGAGCAUGAGUUGGUUUUGAAUAAUCUCCUUUGCCUGGAUAUGUCAGAGACUCGCUCAUCAGACCCACCACGACUCAUGAAGUGCCAUGGGUCAGGAGGAUCUCAACAAUGGACCUUUGGGAAGAAUAAUCGGCUCUACCAGGUAUCAGUUGGACAGUGCCUGAAGGUUGUUGAUCCACUGAGUAAGAAAGGCUCUGUUGCUAUGGCAAUUUGUGAUGACUCCUCCUCACAACGGUGGCAUUUGGAAGAUUGAGGUGGAGACUUCAGACUAGAAUGGUGUGAGUCCCUAGGCUUUGCCUCCUCUGUAAAAUGUGGCACCUUACAAAGAAUAUUGAUGGUACAAGAAAAUCCUGAACUGAUUUCCUAUUAUUUGGACAGAACUAUCUUUAAGAGGAUGAGCAUUUUUUUGUCCUAUGGAGAUGCUUGGGAAGAUAAGGAGAGGUGAGACAGCAAAUACAGUUGAGACCGGAGAACCAUGUUGCCAUCAGUAGAUGAUGAAGUAAAUUUCACCAGAAUAUUAAUGUUGUUUCUGAGCUGCUAAGGAAUUUCUUGCUUAUAGAAUAUAAUUUCAACUUUAAACACUUGUUUUUGUAUAAAGAACCAAAUGCAGGAGAUUGGCAUUUCUGUACAAAAUCAUUUGUUUCUUUUUAAUCCCUUUUAAUGAUGGAAUGGCAUUUGGGGGGAAAAUUGUCAUGCUUAGAAGAAGUCAUAGGAGACGUUAUAUUUUUUACUUACUAUAUUAUCAUUGGUUUACUAUGUCCUAAAUAAUAGAUAAUUUAAAAAGCCUUAUUGAAUCCAUGUUACUUUUAACUUCAGAAAGCAUCUGUAAGAAAGACAAUAUUUAAGAAGCAGUUAAGUAUUAUAAAUUAUUUUGAUGAAUUAUGAUACUAGCUACAUUUAAUAAAGGGUCCUUUUUUGAUUAUUUAA
Molecule: messenger RNA, 2784 nt
Organism: Choloepus didactylus (southern two-toed sloth)
Lineage: Eukaryota; Metazoa; Chordata; Mammalia; Pilosa; Megalonychidae
Product: polypeptide N-acetylgalactosaminyltransferase 11
Exons: 12
Coding region: 284-2110 (608 amino acids)
Biological process (GO): regulation of Notch signaling pathway
Cellular component (GO): Golgi apparatus
Molecular function (GO): Notch binding
Source: RefSeq, a predicted model, not a curated record